Messenger RNA from Zea mays, 2286 nucleotides. RefSeq lists its product as uncharacterized. NCBI's taxonomy places the organism in Eukaryota, Viridiplantae, Streptophyta, Magnoliopsida, Poales, Poaceae. The record is from RefSeq and is a predicted model, not a curated record. The transcript has 5 exons. Gene Ontology annotation, cellular component: kinetochore. The coding region runs from base 216 to 977 and encodes 253 amino acids. Gene Ontology annotation, molecular function: nucleic acid binding.
AAGAGGGGCUAUAUAUUGUGUUGCAACGCACGAACACUAUUUAGUUACAUAUAUGUGAGGUAAAAGAAAACGCAUUCCCGCUGCUAAAGCCCAACAAACCAAAGCCCAGCCCAUCACUCUGCGAAACCGAAUUGGCCAAAGCCCGCUACGCCCUCGUCAUCGUCCAAUGAGACCGCCCCCCCACAGUUUCGUCUUCCUCUUCUCCGACCCCGACCAUGGAGCCGGACGCCGAUGAGGACUACAUGGGAGACCUCUCACGCUUCCUCCCGCCGAGUCCGUCCUCCUCCCCACCGAAGAACCUCGGGCGCCGGAAGCAGCCAUCCACGCAGGCGCAGGCGCAGCCGAGGGCGAAGCGCGGGAAGGGUGUGCCGUGGCAGGAGCGGCGGAGGCAGGAGCGCGAGCGGAAGCAGCGGGAGGAGGACGCACGCACGAUGGCCGGGCUCGCGGAAGCUAUCCCUGAGAGCAACGUAGGGUUCAGGAUGUUGAGGCAGAUGGGGUACGAUCCCGACUCCCGCGCCGGCGCCGGCGCCGAACCGGUCGGCAUCGAGAUCCGCCGCUCGCGGGCGGGGCUCGGGGCGGAGGAGCCUGUGUUGGCUCCGGCGCCGGCGCCGGCGCCGGUGGAGAAGCCCCGGGAGGUGUCGGAGCGGGAGCGUAGGCAGCAGGAGGAGAUGGCGGUAGAGCUAAGGGCGCGGAAGAGCACGCAGUGGAAGGGCCGGAGGGUGGUGUGGGACUACCGCAAGGCCGAGAGGGCACUCGCGCAGCUGGAGAACCGGGAGGUGGAGCCACAGGCACCGGAGGGGGAGGACAAGGAGAAAGGGGCAGAGGAGGAAGAGGAUGUGAUCACUGAAGAGGAUUUGCAGCAAAUACUGUCUAAGUUGCGUGAUCAGUACCAGUAUUGCCUUUAUUGUGGAUGCAAAUAUGAAUCACUAGAAGUGCUGUCAAAGGAAUGCCCUGGUCCUGAUGAGGAUGACCAUUGAUUUGUUGUGUGAAGGUGACAAAUAAUUGUCUUUGAUACAAACAGGUGAUGGUUCUAUACUCACCAUCAUCACAAUGAUGUUCAGUCAUGAUUGGUGUACUUCAUUGGAUUCCCAAUACAUUGGAGCACAAACUUUGUGGUUUGUGCUCUUGUCGUCAUCAUACGGACACACUAAGCUCUAGAAUAGCUUGUUUUGUUGGCUGUAUUGGCUACUUUUAUACUUCUAGUUAAAUAGUUUCUAACUAUUAUUUUAUAUCAGGGUGAUGAGACCUUAAGUUGACACAAAACAGAAUUGUUGCCCUGUAAGUGCUGGAAGGUGCUUCGAUGCUUCUAGACUUCCCAAGUCACUAGGAUGAUUAGGGUAUUGGUACCCUUCACAUUCUUGAGAAGCUUAUUGCAGUGAUAAAUAUAUCGAUAUGAAAAUUGAAUAGUAUUUGUUCUUCGUCGGCCUGGAAAGGUGGGAGUGGAUGGAAAGCCACAAGGAGCGUCUGCAUAUGACAUGCUAUGCAGCAAAACUGAAGUGGAGCUACAUCUUCAGAAAUGCCUCAUCGAGGCACCAAUGCACUUCAGAGCCAGAAGUGAAAUGUUGCCGGUGGUGAACAAGCAAACUUUGAUUUUGAUCUGUGAUAAUCAGAUAACAAUUUUGUAUCUGCUUUCCAACUGAGCGAGAGAGGGGGCUAUACUUGUGGACAUCUGCUCAAUUUUGUUGUCAGAAGAGAAGUAAGUCUAUUUUAUGAAACUUCCACUGUACGAUGUUGGAAUGGAAUAUCUGUACAUUACUGUCAGUCCUGUGUGUCGUCUAAGGAUCCAUGAUUGCUGAAUAAAUGCCUGGAAAGGGCCACGAUCACUGUUGAACAUCACAGAAGGUUCCUCAUCUGUAUGCUCUUUGAAUCAGACGGUUCUCCAACAGCAAUAUUUUCAGCUUCUACAGCACAAUCAAACCAGUCUUUGGAAAUAAAAAGGGAAGGAAUGGCAUGAAAUAGUGAUUGGACAUAAAAGGAGAUAGAAGCAUCAAACUUUCCAAGACAUUCUGUUUCGUGCAAUUCCAAGUCUUGAUGCUUUAUGUAGAAAAUAAAACAAUCAUACUAAUAGCUGGAUUUCAGUCCUCAUGGAUGUUUGCAGUUAUUUGCUUGCUUGUGUUCUUACUUGUUAUUCUUUGUUUUGCUUGUUUGAUUUGGCUAAUUGUAAAAUAAUCUCUAUCUGAGUUGGUUAGGUGGCUUGAGUAAUACUUAAGUCUUGAGUUUGACUCUGAUCGGGAGGUCUGCCUUGUACCAAAGCACAAGUCUAAGGUCUAGCUUUGACCGUUGUUA